Messenger RNA from Helicoverpa armigera (cotton bollworm), 2672 nucleotides. RefSeq names its product dual specificity protein phosphatase MPK-4. Gene Ontology annotation, molecular function: protein tyrosine/serine/threonine phosphatase activity. The transcript has 9 exons. Gene Ontology annotation, cellular component: nucleus. Gene Ontology annotation, biological process: protein dephosphorylation. NCBI's taxonomy places the organism in Eukaryota, Metazoa, Arthropoda, Insecta, Lepidoptera, Noctuidae. The coding region runs from base 272 to 1516 and encodes 414 amino acids. The record is from RefSeq and is a predicted model, not a curated record.
UUCAAAGUCAGCUGUCAAAAUUAGAAAAUUCGCGGGCGAUUUCUAUUGGUAUUGAUUCCACGUUUUUGAUUAGAUUUUUAGUAUUUUCUUACAGAAAUUGUGUGUUAUUAAGUGUUAUUCAUCUUCCUGGUGGCAUAUAUCUGGUUAAUUGUGCAUCUGUUGAUGUUAAGUGUGUAAAUACUCCGCGCAACUUACAUGUAUUGAUUUUUCAGGUAUUGAUUUUAGGGCAGGAUCCCUAGUAUUUGAGACUACAAAUAGUUGAGUAUACUAGAUGGCAAAAGUGAACGUGACGGACGUGGAAGUCCACGCUGAGGAUGAUUCUGACGACCAGGAUGACUGCUUCGGCAUCAGCGUGGACCUCAUUGACGAGAGAUUAUACUUGGGAAACUUGGCAUGUGCUCGUGACUACAAGACGUUAGAAACCCUGCAGAUAACUCACAUCCUCACUAUAGACGUGGUGCCUCUGCCUCGGACUAUACUUGAGAGAACAAACCUAUGCUUCCACUAUGUCAAAUUGGCAGAUGUACCCAAAGUAGACCUGAUCACUCACCUACCAGAGACCAACAACUUCAUCAAACAGGCUCUAGCUGAUGGAGGAACAGUCCUUGUGCACUGUCAUUUCGGCGUUUCCCGUUCAGCAGCAGUAGUAAUAGCCUUCAUAAUGGAGAAGUAUGGCUUAUGUUUCGAAGAGGCCUUCACUCUCGUGAAGAGUAAGCGGCGGUUUGUAGGCCCCAACGUAGGCUUUGUCGCCCAACUGAAGCUGUUUGGACAUAUGGGCUAUACAAUCAAUAGAGAUGAUCCGAGGUUUAAACAGUUUCGUCUGAAGCUGGCUGGACAGAAACUGAAAGAAGUGAAGAUCUUGCCCCAGCUGUUUGCGGACCUGGUGAAGCCGGACCCGGGGCUGGUGAGAGAGCGGCCGGACCCCAUCGUGUACCGCUGCAAGAAGUGUCGCCGGAUAGUCGCCAGCCAGAGCAAUAUUAUACCGCAUAUACCCAAGCCUGUGAAGGUGGAGUUGGCUAAGAAAGGCAUCCGACCACCCCCAAGCAAGUUAACAGGUCUGAACUGUGCGGAGAACGGUGAGAUCCUGCUGGAGAAGCUGAAGAGCCUCGCGUCGCAGCUGAUGGACAUGCGCUGUGACUACGAGGACAGCCCUGGACAGAGUCAGAGCAACAGUCAGAGGAGUGACAGCGAGGAGGGACCCAGUCAGGGACAGGAGGAGCAUCUAGACGGCUACAGCGAAACCAACAUGGUGGACGGCAACAUAGUAGGUCGAGCGGACUUACCCGACGCGUGCCGGCUCAUGUGGUUCGUGGAGCCGAUGGCGUGGAUGCGGGACGUCACCCACCACGCGCAGGGGAAGCUGCACUGUCCCAGGUGUCUUAACAAGAUCGGAUCUUUUAGUUGGAUUAUGGGUUGUAAAUGCCCAUGCGGACAGAAGGUAGCUCCAGCGUUCUACCUGGUACCCUCCAAGGUGGAGUGGUCUAACAUCGUGCAGAACGUUCAGAUCACUGUCUGAAUCUCUACAUAUACAUACAGGAAUAAAUAUUAUAGUGACUGAAGGGAAUAUUUAAUGGAUGACAAAUGUGAUGGUUAGACCUCACAUAUAGAUAGUUUGAUGUACCAACUCAAGUUGUUGCUUAUAAUAUUAACAUGGACAAAGAGACUAAACGAGAUAAAUAUGUGUAGAAACAGUAACAAAAUUUACAUCAUGCAAGAAAAUUGGCCAUGUUUGAUGCUCAAUAAUUUGUAAUAUACAUAAAAUCUAGUAAAUGUAUUAAAACAUUGAUAAUCGUAUUUAAAUUCGGAACAGUGUAUAUGCAGAAUGUAUUCAUACCACUAUUUUCUGCGCACACGCCAUCCAUUAUAACAAUCUACGAUUUAACAUAUAAAAAGAAAAUAAAAUGUAUUGGGACUGAAAGGAAUAUUAUAAAAAAAUAUACAAUACGGCUAGACUAAUGCUAGAAACGUAUUUAAAAUAACAAAGAACCAAUAUUUAUCCGAACUGUUUAAAAUCAAAUGUAAUUGUACUUGAAUUCUUGCUGUAAUCUUUUCACACAAUUUUACGUAGAAUGUUACAGCUUUUAAAGAUGAUCUUAAUUGACGAGAUUUUUAAAUUUUAACCCUGUAGUAAUUUUUGACCUGUAAUGUAAAGUUGUAAAUAGUUAGUACCCCCUAUUUAUACAGUGGGAAAGGGGUAAAAAUAUGUACCUAUGUAUAUUGUGUAAAUCCUAAAAGGGAAUACAGGUAGUCUGGGUGAUUUCUUUCGUAUGCCUUCCCAACAAUAAUGUAAUCUUUAGAACUUAGUAGUUUGGUGCUUCGAUUUAUUGAAUUCUUCCUGUACGUAAAUAUUGUACCCACUGAUUGACAAUUAUGAUACUAAUUUUAAAAUAUAUAAAUUGUCUUCUGGCACAACUGGGUAAAAUAAAUUAUGUAAGACGUUUGAAAAUGGCAACACUGACUGGUCCGUAAUCGAGAUUUAGUGGCAACAUUGAAAAGCAAAAACAAAUCAAAAUACGUUUGUGUUCGUAAAUGUUCUUCAGUGAGUACAAAAUAAUAUUGUGUUGUAGAUAAAAUCCAAUAAUAUACUUCCAGUAGCUAUUUAUUUCAAUACGUCCUAUAUGAUUGUUGACUGUUGGCUUGUAUAGAUUUAAUAAAAAUAUGUUUUAAUACAA